Messenger RNA from Seminavis robusta, 336 nucleotides. The record is from the annotation of a GenBank genome assembly. NCBI's taxonomy places the organism in Eukaryota, Bacillariophyta, Bacillariophyceae, Naviculales, Naviculaceae.
AUGCGAUUGUUUGAUCCACAGAAGCGACGUGGGAUGAGGAAUGAGAGGUUGUCUGCUGCUGCCGAUACUAAACGAGAGGCCAAGAAGAAAGCAUACCUCAACGCAAUCCGUGAGCAAGGCAUCAAUACAAGCAUCACACCUACAAAAACAGAUUCAAACUUUGCUGUAACCAAUGCAUCCAUUGAAACAGUGAACAGUCGAGACCACGAUUUCAAUGAUUCCACAGCCAAAAAAGGGAAAGACAGUGAAGACGACGAGGCCAUCAAACUAGUAGAGUGGUUGGAAAAUGAAUUGAAAAAUGAUGUAAAGGAGAUUGAAACAGAAUUGGAAUUCUGA